Messenger RNA from Alternaria triticimaculans, 1752 nucleotides. RefSeq lists its product as uncharacterized. Gene Ontology annotation, molecular function: protein serine/threonine kinase activity; ATP binding. The transcript has 2 exons. Lineage: Eukaryota; Fungi; Ascomycota; Dothideomycetes; Pleosporales; Pleosporaceae. The record is from RefSeq and is a predicted model, not a curated record. Gene Ontology annotation, biological process: peptidyl-serine phosphorylation; peptidyl-threonine phosphorylation. Bases 1 to 1752 code for a protein of 583 amino acids.
AUGCCCGCCGCAGAACAACACUCUUUGCCUCUCCGAUCACAGCAGGAUCCCAACGACGUUGAGCCAAUAUCCCCUGGCUGGGACGACGACAUGGCACCAAACCAGCAGCCAGGUCUUUACGAUGCGAUUUACGAAAAGCUAGUCCGCAGCGAAUUUUCACGGGCGAAGUUCCUUCCUCAGGACGACUUUGACGAAUUGCUGACCGAGGAGGCGAUCAAAGAGGAACUGGACAAAUUUGCUCCUGGCUGUGCUCGCCGAUCACUGAUUGAGUACAUUUCGAAGUACGCCAGGAAGACAUUUGCCAUAUUAGUGAUCCAAGCCAAAGUUCAGAAGGCUGUUCACCUUGAGACAUCGACCUUCAAAGAUGAAUACCUCCCUAUCGCCAACGAAGAUUCAUGUCUCACUUCCCUCAGCGGCGUUUCAAAAGAUUUGCCCGGCUGGCGGUGGUUUCGCAGUUGGACAAAGCAGGAGAAGAACGAUUUCUGUGACCAGCAAUGGCUUUACCUGGCCCCGGUCUUCGGGGAUGAUAGCAAGAUGGAAGAGUUACAUCCAGACUGCCGACUGCCCUUUCUCACAAGUCAGUCCAAAGGUGAGGGGGGCAGUUUCAGCUUUCUGCACAAAGCUACCAUACACCAUGCUCAUCAUGCGGUCAACUCGGAUGAUCUGAUAAUUGCAAUCAAAGAGCUACGUGAAAAGGAAGCCGGCGCCGACCAAAGGGAACUCGAUGCCCUGGCUCUCGCGCGGCAACUGGAACAUCCACAUAUUGUGAGAUUCGUCGGUGGUUUCAGGCAAAAUUCCACAAGCUACCUGCUGUUCCAAUGGGCAGAGGGAGGCAGCCUCCGGUCGUAUUGGAACGACGAAGAGAAUUGGUCUGCGGAUGGGGAUCUCAUUAGCUGGACUAUUGGACAGAUCAAGGGGCUCGUUGGAGCGAUUGGGUGCUGGCACGAAAACCCGAACAGCCAAGAGUUGAACGGGCGACAUGGGGAUCUCAAGCCGGAAAAUAUCCUGAUGUCUUCCGCAUUGCAGCGGGGAAUCUUCCAAAUCGCAGACCUAGGGCUGGCGAAGAUACAUUCACUGCCGACACACGCCCGAAACAAACCCUCAUCAACUCCAAGGGGGACACUCCGAUACAGACCACCUGAGGCCGACCCAAAGAUCUCCAGAUCUUAUGACAUGUGGGGUAUGGGAUGCAUCAUCCUGGAAUGGAUAAUCUGGCUAGUCUACGGAAAUGAAGGUCUCACCAAAUUCUCGCAGCAGGCGUUCCCAGAAGACUUCGACGCAUUCUGGUUGAGUGGGAGCGACGACCGUCCACUUCGCCCAGUAGUAGUAUCCUGGAUGAAGCACAUGACUGAUACAUGUCUGGUGGACGGGGAGCAGUGUUACAGCAUUGCUCUACGUAGACUUCUCAUGUUUGUGAGAGAAAGACUUCUGGUGCCGGAUGCAACAGACCGCGACAUAGGCGACACAUCUCAGCAGCCCGUCGGUGACGACAGAGUACCCAUAUACGUCACGCCUGCUUCAGAUGUUACGCUGGUAUCCUCCAUUUCAGGUAGAGCAAGGAGCAAGGAGUCGUGUAUCGAGCUUGAGAAGAUUAGCUCGAUACCUCUUGACAUCCCAAACUAUAUGCAUAACCCGAAGAUCGACAUGAGAGGGCCCAUCGGCCGACUUCCGAUUAUAUCGAACAAGUUGUUGAUGCCUUCCUCGACAUCCAACAGUCGCCUAGAGGUGAAUGGCUCCCUUGGAAAUCGAUGA